Molecule: messenger RNA, 2088 nt
Organism: Chenopodium quinoa (quinoa)
Lineage: Eukaryota; Viridiplantae; Streptophyta; Magnoliopsida; Caryophyllales; Amaranthaceae
Product: galactoside 2-alpha-L-fucosyltransferase-like
Exons: 1
Coding region: 473-1915 (480 amino acids)
Biological process (GO): cell wall biogenesis; xyloglucan biosynthetic process
Cellular component (GO): membrane; Golgi apparatus
Molecular function (GO): galactoside 2-alpha-L-fucosyltransferase activity
Source: RefSeq, a predicted model, not a curated record
AUCUCUCAAACAAUGCAACUUGUUGAACGAUUUACUGAGAGGGUCAAUGAAGGAGGGAAAUAUACUAGAGUCACAUUGAUCUUGGUUGUUUGUUUCAUAAGUCUGCCUGUUUUUCUGAUCUUGUUUAAAGACUCGAAACUUCCACUUUCUGAGCCAUUUGAUGCAACUGAAAAACCUUUGAAGGAGAGUUCAGCAACGCUUUUGAGAGGAAUUUCACUGGAUGUUACACCAUUGGCUGCAGGUAAUGGUCCUAUAACAGCACAUUAUGUACAAAGCUGGUCUUUUCGGUCCGGCCAUAUGCAUUGUGCCAGGCCGAUUAAAGGCUAACUAACUGAAGAUUAGGCCGCAAAACGGGCCAGAAUAUAGCACCCGAAACCAGCCUGAAUGUCAGAUUUGAUUUUUUCUACACUAAUAUAUUCAUAGUUCCUUCUAGUUGUGUGCUUGAUUUCAAUUUUGUUAUGAAAUACAAAGUAUGGUUAUUAGUUUAUUACAAAUUUUUGGUUUCAUGUGUGAUUACAUGAAUUGCUCACAGUUUGUCAUUGAUUUAUUCACAGAUGGACAUAACAGUUCGUCAAAUACUUCUAUUUCUAGCAGCAAGCCUAUUAGUGAGCAGCACAAACAGGUUGAUGAGCUUUUAGCUUCAGGAUUUGCUAAAGAAUCAUGCAUAAGCAGGUACCAAUACUCUUCAUACCAUAAAAACAAGCCUUAUAAACCAUCUUCUUAUUUGAUAUCCAAAUUACGAAGCUAUGAAGAACUCCAUACACGGUGUGGGCCGCAAUCAUUGUCCUACAGAAAAAUUAUAAGAAAACUAUCAAGUACACAGCACAUACAUGAUAGUGAGACCACACCAUGCAAGUACUUAGUCUGGACACCUGCAAAUGGAUUAGGAAAUAGAAUGGUUAGCAUGGCUUCGGCUUUCCUAUAUUUCCUUCUUGAAAAUCGAGUUUUCCUUGUUGAGUUUGAGGCCGAUAUGGAUGGCCUCUUUUGUGAACCAUUUCCUAAUUCAACAUGGCUUCUACCCAAAGAUUUCCCUCAUAAAAACCGUUGGAGUCGACUACCAACGUUUAAAAACAGGGCAAAUUCAGGGGAAAGUGGGCUUUCGCCGUCUUUUGUACACCUUGACAUACAAAAUGGGCACGGUGAUCAUAAUAUCCGGCAUUUUCAUUGCAAUGAAACUCUUGUCUCCCUACAGAAAAUCCCUGUUUUGAUCAUAAUAUCAGACCAAUAUUUCGCUCCUUCGUUAUUCAUGAGUUCAUCCUAUAAGGAAGAGCUGAAUAAAAUGUUCCUAGAGAAGGAUGCAGUUUUUCACCAAUUAGGACACUACCUUUUUAGCCCUUCCAAUGAGGCUUGGGGACUAAUCACAAGAUUUUAUGAAGCUUACUUAGCUAAAGCAGAUGAGAAAAUCGGCCUCCAAAUCAGGGUCUUUGAUCAUCAACACAUUCCAUCCCGGAAUAUAAUGUCACAAAUUUUAUCAUGCACCCAAUCCCAUAAUAUACUACCCUCAUUGGAUAACACAAAAAAAUCUCUAGAAUUUCCAUGGCAAAACACAGCCUCGAAAUCAAAAGUUGUACUGGUAGCAUCAUUAUAUCCCGAGUAUGCUGAGAGGUUGAAGAGUAUGUAUUGGACAAGGCCAACAACGAAUGAAGAUGUGAUAGGAGUUUAUCAACCAAGCCAUGAAGAAUACCAAAAAUUUGGUGACAACAUGCAUAACAUGAAAGCAUUGGCUGAAAUAUAUCUGCUUAGUUUGUGUGAUGUGUUAGUGACUAGCCCUCAAUCUACUUUUGGGUAUGUUGCCCAUAGUUUAGGGGGGUUAAAACCAUGGAUCAUGGUAAGUUUAGGGAAGAACAAGCACUCGGAUCCGCCUUGUAAACGAGGCAUUUCUAUGGAGCCUUGUUUUCAUACUCCUCCACAAUAGGAUUGCAAGGACAAGACUAGGAUUACUAACUUUACCAAUCUUUAUCCUCAUAUAAAUGCUUGUGAUGAUUUGUGGUGGGGAAUUAAGUUAGUUGAUUUAUGAUCUUUUGAGCUUCAAUAAUGUAUUUGUAAUUAUUUCAUUAUGAAUCCUAUUACUAUUGUAUUUUUUUUGAA